UCCAACCACCCCUUGCUCGGGAAAUGCGCGAGCAAAGAGAGGAAGAAAGAAAGAAAAACGCGAGAAACGUCUAGAGAUACAUUACGAAAACAAGACCGGGUGCGUGAGUGGAUGUGCGUGUGUGUGUUUGUGGUGAGAAAUUUCACAACAAAGUAAGAAAAGGCCGACAAAAGGUGUGCCAGCGGGAGUAGGAAAGAGGAAAGGGAGAAAAAAAAGGAAAUAGGAUAUCGUACCGGAAGGGUCCGGGCAAAACAUGAGUAUCCUUUAACUACGACCACAUCGGCACCAGAGCAGACCAGACACGAACGAAGCAUCCGGGCGGGCAAGGAAAGAACGACAUCCCGCACGCGUGUCUGCCCCAAGCAAAGGCCCCCGCGAUGGCCGUUUCCUUUUGUGGCAAGCGGCUGCUGCUAACGAGGACGAACCUGUUUGCGAACCCGCGACGUCACGGGUACAUAGUGCUAGUGCCCGAGAUCGGGGAGGAUCUGCCGGAGAAAAACCCACUCUCCAGCUCGACCGGCCUGCCCGAGUUUAACAAUGUGACGAUCGAGAAGUGUGUCGGCGCGAUCGGGCAGCAGGCGAUCGCGGCGGAGAAGAGUGUGCGGGCGAUCGAGGAGCGGCUGGAGCAGGCGGCGGCCGGCACCGGCCCACCCGUGACGGACGUCAUCAAGGACAUUAUACUGCCGCUGGAGGCGACGGGCGCCCCGCUCGAGACGACCUGGGGCAUCGCGAAGACGCUCUACCUCGGCAACAGUUCGCGCAUGCCGACGAAAAGCUACCUGACGAUCCACGAGCGGGCCCGCGGUGCCCGGCGGGCCAAGUUCAACAGCGUGCCGAUCUACCGGACGCUCAAGGGGGCGCUCGCGGCGGGCCGCGCCAAGCCGGACGGCGAGCUGGGCGGCGAGGAGCGGCGGCUGCUGCAGAAGUACGUGCUGGAGGCGAAGCUGAGCGGGAUCGAGGUGGACGGGUCGUCCAAGCUCGAGCUGAACGAGAUACUGGAGCGGCUGGCGCAGGAGCGCUCGCGGUUCGCCGGCAAGCGGGACGUGGCGGUGAAGAAGUACCAGCAGGUGAUCGAGGACCCGGCGCUGAUGAAGGAGUUCCCGCCGAACCUGCUGCAGUCGCUCGCGACCGACCCGAGCCAGGCGAUGAAGGGCCCGUGGCGGAUCACGCUGCAGCCGGCGGUCGCGGAACGCUUCCUGGAGUACUGCGGCGACCGGACGCACCGCUGGAACCUGUGGCAGGCGGACACGCGCAAGUGCUCGAUCCACACGGACAAGUCGCUGGAGAACAGCUCGCACCUCGAGUCGAUCCGGGCGCUGCGCAAGCGGCAGGCCAAGCUGCUCGGCUACGAGUCGUACGUGCACAUGUCGAUGGAGACGAAGAUGGCCGGGUCGGUCGAGGCGGUGCGCAACGCGCUGGACGAGCUGCACCGGUACGCGAAACCGGCCGCCGACGGGGAGCUGUCCACGCUGGAGCGGUUCGCGGGCGAGCAGGGCUUCCGCGGUCCGCUCGACAUCUACGACGUGCCGUACUGGAAGCGGCGCCACCUCGCCACGGUGCACCAGUUCGAUCAGGAGGCGCUGAAGGACUACUUUCCGCUGCCGCGCGUCCUCGCCGGGCUGUUCCAGCUGGCCGAGCAGCUGUUCGGCGUGCGCAUCGUCGAGCGGGUCGGCGUGGACGUGUGGCACGAGGACGUGCGGUUCUACGACGUGCUGGAGACGGGGCCGAACGCACCGGCCGACCCGAUCGGUGGCUUCUACACGGAUUUCUACUCGCGCGAGGACGAAAAGCUCGCCGUCGCCGACAAUGCCGGCUGGAUGGUGGGCAUCGGCAGCCGCAGUGCGGCGGCCCCCGGCGCCCGGCCGCUGGCCGCACUGAUCUGCAACUUCCCGGCGCCGCUGUACGGCAAGCCGUCGCUGCUGACGCUGGACGACGUGCAGACGCUGUUCAACCGGUUCGGCAAGGCGCUGCAGCAUCUGCUGACCGUCUGCCGGUACAGCGACGUUUUUUUGAAACCCCCCGCACCGCGCCACCUUCUUAGCACCAAAAUGGCCGCAUGGAGAGCUGCUGGAUUGAACUACAUUAACUACUCCAACAUUGCCGCCCGGCUGCUCCGGAAGGCGCUGAAGCCGGAACUGCGGGCUCAGGCGGUCCGGCGCGAUGACUCGCACAUCAAGUUCACCAAGUGGCAGAACGGCAAGCCGGAAAAUGAGAAAUGAUAAGUUUUCUGCUUCCGUUUGUUUACCCGAUGAACGCGGUCAGGCUAUCACCGAGUAAAGUGUAGAGUCGUUUGGUCGGCAUGUUCGAUGCGGAGGGCGAGAGAGAUAUAAAGAGAGAGAGAACAUCUUUUAAAAUGCUGCUAGUGAACGAAAUAAAUCAUGUGAAGUCAUCAGAUCGCUGAUUCAAAAAAACCCA
Anopheles coluzzii is the source of this 2415-nucleotide messenger RNA. RefSeq names its product oligopeptidase A. Bases 378 to 2219 code for a protein of 613 amino acids. Gene Ontology annotation, biological process: proteolysis; peptide metabolic process; proton motive force-driven ATP synthesis. Gene Ontology annotation, molecular function: metalloendopeptidase activity; proton-transporting ATP synthase activity, rotational mechanism. The transcript is spliced from 6 exons. The record is from RefSeq and is a predicted model, not a curated record. Lineage: Eukaryota; Metazoa; Arthropoda; Insecta; Diptera; Culicidae.